Oncorhynchus kisutch (coho salmon) is the source of this 1689-nucleotide messenger RNA. It is a transcript of the gene clic2, whose product is annotated as chloride intracellular channel 2. Gene Ontology annotation, molecular function: chloride channel activity. The transcript is spliced from 6 exons. The coding region runs from base 249 to 986 and encodes 245 amino acids. NCBI's taxonomy places the organism in Eukaryota, Metazoa, Chordata, Actinopteri, Salmoniformes, Salmonidae. Gene Ontology annotation, biological process: negative regulation of ryanodine-sensitive calcium-release channel activity; chloride transmembrane transport. The record is from RefSeq and is a predicted model, not a curated record.
UUCACAGUGAUAGCCUCAUGAAGCCCUCAGACAAAGCAUGCCAGCCACAAGGGUCUUACACUGCCUCCUAAGAUCCAUAUAUAAACCAGCACACUAGAGCACACAGAUAUAUAGCAGACUCAAGGGCAUAGUGAGGUUUUACUUCAGUGGACUUGGAGUCUUCAGCGUUAAGAGGUUUUGGUUGGGUCUGAGGACACUUGUUGGAAAAACGUUUCUGAACUUGGCACACAACACAGCUUUUGGACAAAAUGGCACUACGACAGAACUCCGACAAAGACCCGACUAUUGAACUCUUCAUAAAGGCUGGCCACGAUGGAGAGAACGUGGGCAACUGCCCAUUCUGCCAGAGGCUCUUCAUGGUCCUGUGGCUGAAAGGAGUCAAGUUCACCGUUACCACCGUUGACAUGAGGAAGAAGCCAGCAGAGCUGAAGGAUUUGGCACCAGGGACCAACCCUCCGUUCCUCCUGUACAACGGAACCCUCAAGACAGACUUUAUCAAGAUCGAGGAGUUUCUGGAGCAAACACUGGCCCCUCCCAGGUAUCCACACCUUAGCCCAGUCAACAAAGAGUCCUUUGACGUGGGUGCGGACAUUUUCGCGAAGUUCUCCGCUUUCAUCAAGAACAACCCAGCCAACACUACUUUCCAAGAGAAGGCGCUGCUCCGGGAGUUCAAGCGGCUGGAUCUCUACCUGAACUCCCCCGUCCCAGAAGAGAUUGACCACAACUCCAGAGAAAGCAUCACCCUCUCCAAGAGAAAGUUCCUGGAUGGCAACCAUCUCACCCUGGCAGAUUGCAACCUGCUGCCCAAGCUGCAUGUCAUCAAGAUUGCUGCCAAGAAGUACUGUGACUUUGACAUCCCGGCCCAGUUCACCGGUGUUUGGAGGUACCUGAACAAUGCCUACGAGAGGGAGGAGUUCAGUCAGACCUGCCCUGCCAACAUCGAGAUCGAGAAGGCUUACCUGGACGUGACCAAUAAGAGGCUGUAAACCUAUAACCAACUUUUAACCAACCAUUACACGACAUGUUCUCUUUUACUAUUACCUUACAUGGAAAUGGUAACUCAUUCACCCCCCAAAAAAUAUAACACAUUUUUGGGAGGCCACAGCAAUCAUUAUCAAAGUAUCUCAAGUCAAUCCUGCAUCAGGAUGCCUUUGAAAUCGAUAGGCAUUCUAGGAAUCAAAUCAGUACAGAAGUUCACACCCGCUUAAUUAAAGUGCAUUAUGUUAAAAAGUGCAUUAUUUACAAAAUGCCUUGUGUUUUACCGACAAUUGACUAAUAGGCUGCUACAGUAACUAAGGUCUAUGUAUGAUGUUUAUUUCAAGUAAUUAUACUGCCAAUUCCCAUUAUAUGCCACACUAAAUAGGCCAAGUGUGCAAUUUGACUGUUUAUCUAAUUAAGUGUUUCUUUGUCCAUAGUGUAAAUACAUAUCUUUUUUUCACAUUUUGUUUUUUCACCUGAACACCCAUAAAAUUAGAAUAAGACCAUAAGAGUGUAUUCUAAUUAUGUGUGAGUGAAUGUAGUGAUAUAAAAUCUAUUUUAGCAGUUCUCAUGAUUACCAUAAAGAAUAGUCAAUUAUCAUGUAAAUAAGUGUAGGUCAAAUGUUUUACCAUAAUACAUUACACCUGCCUGAUUCUAGUUUUUUCAAACUAUGUGAACUAAAAUAAAAUCUAUUUCAUGAGUCUGACCCUC